This is a messenger RNA of Punica granatum (pomegranate), 841 nucleotides long. Lineage: Eukaryota; Viridiplantae; Streptophyta; Magnoliopsida; Myrtales; Lythraceae. The record is from RefSeq and is a predicted model, not a curated record.
AACAUAAACGAAAACACUAAUCGAACUUAAGAAAUUUAAUAUGUCGUCUCCUCAAGGCAUCACCUUCAACUUCCCAUACUUCCAACCACCACCACCACCGGCCGCCACUCACCCACCCCCUCCUCCUCCUGAUGUCCUCCCUCCACCGCCACCAGUCCCCCAUCCCAUGGCUCCCCCACCACCCCACUUCCUCCCUCCCCCACCCCACUUCCUCCCUCCCCCACCCCAACCCCAUCCCCACCCCCACCCAUUUGCUCCACCACCGCCACAUGUCCACCCACCUCCGCACCCAUUGCCACCACCGCCGGCACCAGACCACCCCCACCACCACACGAUCAUAAUCAUCGUAGUGAUCUCGUGUGGGGGCCUCCUGUUCUGUGCGUUCCUCGCGGCAGCCUUGUUCUGCUUCCUCAAGAAGCGGAAGAAGAAGACUUGCCAAGAGACCGAGGUCAUACACUUCGACGAGCACUGGAAGGUCAAGGAGGAAAUUGUGAAAGGACCGCAUGGGACUGAAGCGCUCGUUCUAUCGAUCGAGGAUGAUGUCCACUUCGAUGAAGAGGUCAAGAAGGCUGAGAAGGUUGGCAAAGGAAGCCAUACUAGGGAUUUGGAUAUUGCUGAGAGCUCCGAGGGUUCAGGCCCCACCGUUGAAGGCGGGGGAGGAGCUCCGGCUGGCCCUGGAGAACACCACCACCAACACCAUCACCACCUUUGAGCAAAAAGCCUACUUGAGAUGCAUUGAGAAAAAUAUUUAAUCAAAAGUUCAAAGCGAUUAACCCUGUAUGUAUAAAUUAUUCGAUACACUUGUUACACUCGAAAGGAAUAAACAGUGCCAUUUCAUUUA